AGACUGGAACACGCUGAUCGUGGGCAAGCUCUCGCCAUGGAUCCGCCCCGAUUCCCCCCUGGAGCACGUGAGGAGGAACUCGGAGGGGGCCCUGAGCCAGGAGCUGGGUUUCGGCGCGUACCUGGGCCUGCCCGCGGUGCUGCUGCCCCUGCGCCAGCGCCACUGCCCCAACCUGGCCCGGCUGCUCUGCAGUCACCUGCACGGCGCCCAGCACAGCGCCAUGGUGUGGGUGCAGGUUCCCCUCGUGGCCCCCGAGGCCGAGCGCGAGGACCUGGUGGGCAACGAGGAACCGGAGCGCGGCGGGGACGAGACCACGUGGGGCUGGUGGCACGACUUCCGCACCCUCUGUGACUACAACAAGCGGGUGGGGGUCGCCCUGGAGGUGGGUCCGGACCUGCCGUCGGGCGCCGCCGUGGAGCGGUGGUUGGGGGAGCCGCUGAAGGCCGCGCUGCUCCCCACCAGCCUCUUCCUCACCAACAAGAAGGGCUUCCCCGUGCUCUCCAGGCCACACCAGCGCCUGCUCGCACGGCUCCUCAAGUUGGAGGUUCAGGUGGUGCUGACGGGCGCCCCCCGCCAUGGGGGGAAGCCCCUGGCCUCCUACCUGCAGUACCUGGAACAUGUGGGGCAGCACCGGCCCCCCCCAUCGGCCUACGAGCUCUUCGCUAGGGGCUACGAGGAUUACCUACAGAGCCCCCUGCAGCCCCUUAUGGACAACCUGGAGUCGCAGACCUAUGAGGUGUUCGAGAAGGAUCCAAUCAAAUACUCCCAAUACCAGCAGGCGAUAUAUAGGUGUCUGCUCGACCGGGUGCCUGAGGAGGAGAAGGACACCAAUGUGCAGUGAGUGCUAUGGGGCGCGCUAUGGGGCGCCCCACAUCGC
Molecule: messenger RNA, 877 nt
Organism: Pezoporus occidentalis (night parrot)
Lineage: Eukaryota; Metazoa; Chordata; Aves; Psittaciformes; Psittacidae
Product: protein arginine N-methyltransferase 5-like
Exons: 8
Coding region: 221-841 (206 amino acids)
Biological process (GO): regulation of DNA-templated transcription
Cellular component (GO): nucleus; cytosol
Source: RefSeq, a predicted model, not a curated record